UGAUGCAUGGAAUGUUACAUUUAAAUAAAUAGUUCAAGAGCAGGUUUCUGGUAAAUAUAAUAAAUGGUCCAUACGACGUAGUGGUUUCCGAUUCUACAAGGAAUAUAAUGUCAUUUGGGAGGUAAGCCAGUGUAAACGUGAGGGAUCGGUGUGGCUUGUACAUAGCGUAAAUAUGGUCUGCGUGAGUACAUGUAUGUCAGGCUCAAUAGGUAAAACAGUGGCUAAUUACACCAGAGACCCCGGUUCGAUUCCUUCAGGGCACUUGGCACCCUGUUGUUUCACUAUGACACCCAAAUAAAAUCCUACGGUGGUGGUAUGGAAAGUUUCGGUUUGAGAUUUGGGUAAAUCUCAAGAAAAACGGCAGAGUCGGUGUAAAAGGAACAGAGGUGACCGUGACCCCAUGCUGUUGACCAAGAGUAAAAGGCGUUGUGAAGUGUGUUUGGCUGGCUACCCAGACCCUGCUAUGUACACGACACAGACCCUCACCAAACUCAUCCAGGAAUAUGCACAGGCCAUUCUGGAUUACACCUACCACGAAGAAUGUCAGCUUGUCAAUGAAGAGUUUCCAGAUAGUAAUUCCAGGGAGAGAAUACGUAAAAUUUUCUGUAGUUUUGAUCAAGUCUUGGAGCUUUCCAAAAAAUGUAUACCAGAGAAAGAGGUUGCAGAUGUACUCGGUUCAGAGGUGAAUGAGUGCCUUGUAUGGAGGAGAGGGGCAUUGCUGUAUAUGUACUGUAAAACUGUUAAAGAUGAUCCAGAAAGGGCAGACAAAAUAGAUGCCAGUUUUAUACAGUUGUUACAUGAAGGAAUUAUCCAGUUAAAGCGCAUACUUCCUUCACCACCACAAUCACCAAGUAGGGACGACGAGGGAUCCAUCGGACAAGGACGACACUCUACAGCUAGUCAAUAUGGGUAUCCUGAAUGACACACUUCUACUAGGAAUGAUGUAUGGUGGCGAGAUGUGUUACUGGUACUACCAAGAACAGGUCAACAGAUCUCGGAAUAUAGAGUUUGAUAAAGACUUUGAUGCCAAAAAACUUGGCAAGGACUUCCUGUUGCCCUAUAUAGAGGCUGUGGAUGGUGUACUUUCUGUCCAUGGAUGGAAUUCUCAAACAGCAAAACAAAUAAUAAAAUAUUUUUCUGAGCACUGAU
This is a messenger RNA of Pecten maximus, 1149 nucleotides long. RefSeq names its product UPF0600 protein C5orf51 homolog. The transcript is spliced from 7 exons. The coding region runs from base 401 to 922 and encodes 173 amino acids. Gene Ontology annotation, biological process: mitophagy. NCBI's taxonomy places the organism in Eukaryota, Metazoa, Mollusca, Bivalvia, Pectinida, Pectinidae. The record is from RefSeq and is a predicted model, not a curated record.